Messenger RNA from Debaryomyces fabryi, 984 nucleotides. RefSeq lists its product as uncharacterized. The record is from RefSeq and is a predicted model, not a curated record. The coding region runs from base 1 to 984 and encodes 327 amino acids. Lineage: Eukaryota; Fungi; Ascomycota; Pichiomycetes; Serinales; Debaryomycetaceae. The transcript has a single exon.
AUGUUCGAUUAUAAUAAUUCUGACAGCGAAACAGAAAUCCAAUUAAUUAAUUUGAAGCAAUUAUCUAGCAGUCCAGCAAAGAGCCAAGAGCCUCAUAAUGAAAAAGAAGUUCAGGUAUUAGAUAAAUUGAUAGCAACAAGCUCUAACAAAUACAAGGAUUAUAUGGAAAAUGUUCGACAAAAUGAUGGAGAGCUUGCUUCGAGCGACGAUGGUUUUGCUGUUGAAUUGAUGAAAGGAAAUAUUUUAUCAACUAUGGAAAAUCGCAAGCAGGCCAAUAUUGAAGCUAUCCGUUUGAAAUAUAAGGAUAAGGACUAUCCAAAUACAGUAUCAUCAAAGAAAGCAUUAUUAGAAAGAACGGAGGCCCAUUUGUAUAUAGUACCUGAGAUAUUGAAAGGCAAACUUGAAACCUCUAUUUUUUAUGAUAUGGCAAAAUCACUAUCUGAAUCAUCUAACUAUGAAACAAUGACGCACAAGGAAAAAUGGAGUGUUAACUGGCAAGAAUUUUUUGGUGGUUACUACGGGUUUAAGAGACAGCUGUUCAUUGGAUCAAUUAUUAUAAGUCGGCAUAAGAACGAUUUGCUGAAUGCUGCAAAUAAAAAUAAAACUGUAUCAUACUGGACAAUUAAUGGUUUCUCUACUUUUGUAUUGGCAAACGAAAUUAUAAUACGAUUUAUUAUGCAAGAUUUCGAUUGCACCAUGUCUGAGGCCGAGAAUAUCAUUAGAGAAAGUUCAGAAUAUGGAACUGUGAUUUCGGAUUCUACGGAAUUAAUUGACGAUCUCAAUAUCGGUGAGCUUUUAAAUGACGAAUCUAAGGAAUUCAUGAAAGGUAUAACACUAGAUGAUACAAAUAACGAAUAUUUUGACGACAAUAAAGAGAUUGAAAAGAACCCCAUACUGUGCGAGAAAUCUAAUACUGAUGUAAAAGAAUCAAAAAUAGACAUAUUGGAUCAAUUCCUAGGUACAAGUAGUGACGAUGAUGACUAA